Molecule: messenger RNA, 1313 nt
Organism: Anopheles bellator
Lineage: Eukaryota; Metazoa; Arthropoda; Insecta; Diptera; Culicidae
Product: tudor domain-containing protein 5-like
Exons: 3
Coding region: 1-612 (203 amino acids)
Biological process (GO): spermatogenesis
Source: RefSeq, a predicted model, not a curated record
AUGACGCUGCCUGCCGUUGGUCAGCUGUUCGACGUGAAGGUUGUGAUCGCGUCGAGUCCGAACUAUUUCAUCGUCCAACCGUACGCUAACGCUCAGCAGCUCAACCGAAUGAUGCACGAACUGCAGGACUUUUGCAUGCAGAAAGCCCAACCGGUUCGGAAGGAGAACGUGCGACAGAACGAGGUGUACGCGGCCCUUAACACGGACGGUCACUGGUAUCGUGUGUCCGUCAUAAACAUUUUAGUUGGGCCCACACCGAUUCAUGUGUUUUUCUGCGAUUUCGGUCGCAUCGGGGUACUGGAUGUGAGCGCGUUGCGCAUGCUGCCAGCGAACUUCCGCGUCCUACCGCAACAGGCGAUCAAGGCCAAGCUGCACGGUGUUAAACCACUGCACAAGGAUUGGCAGGCAGAGGAUGCGGUCCGCUUCCAAAGGCUGACGGUUGAUCGCAAAUUCGCCAGCAUCGUCCGUGGCAUCCAGGCGGACGAGAUAAAUCGGGCCGAGAAGCUGCUGGAGUUAGAAUUGAUCGAUGUUUCGAGCGAAGAAGAUAUUUAUCUGAACAAGACCCUCGUGGACGAAGGUCGGGCCGUGUACACUGCGGCACAAGCAGUUUAAACAGAGGCUGCCAACAACUGCGCACAUUUUACUUUUAGUGCCACCAUCUCUGGAAACGUAUAUGAGUACAUUAAUACCCCCUAGUUUAACUAUUUCAGCGUAGCAUAACUCUAGAUUUCUAUGCGGUAGAUUUCUAUACGCGUUUCGAGUAAUGCUAUCACUAUUUAAUCGAAUUGACGACUCUAGUAGCUUAAACGACGCUACAACAAAUCUCCUUGCAUCGGCAGAGAGUGUUUUAAAAUCGACCUAUCAUAGAGAUGAAUCGCGGAUUGUCGUUUUUGUUUUGCUCUAGUAUUGAUAAGCAGCAUUCCAUAAUUAAAUCAUUAUUUAUUAAUCUCUAACAAACAGCGCCUGUUACGGUUAGCCUCAGAAAACGCAACGGAGCAUACUCAUAGUGCAUAUGAAUUCUAAAAUUGCGUUCGCUUGGAGCAAUCCUCGUACAGGAUUCAAUGCUGCGCAAAUGGCUUCGCUUAUAUCGAUGUUGAUAUUGCUCCUCGUCGCUCCAAAACUCAAACUUUUUUAAAGCCUUAGAUAACCGAAUUGGGGAUGAACUUUGUUAAAGUGUAACGUGUUUUUAUUAGAUUUUUAUACCUACAUUUAUACCCCAUUAUUCCCUUCCAUGCCAGAAGCGAAGGUACGAUGAUCACCUGAUGAAUGAAGCACGAGACCUUAUUAAAGCAAGCCGUGGCGUCAGCGUCUUG